AUGUCUUCGUGGAAAAAGGCAGCGAAAGCUAUGCAAAAGACUCAUCGUGAAAGACAUCAACCAGAGAAUCGUAAGCAUUUAGGUCUUUUGGAGAAAAAGAAAGAUUAUGUUGCUAGAGCUAAAGAUUAUCAAGAAAAACAACAAACUUUGAAACUUUUGCGUAAACGUGCUCUUAAUAAAAAUCCAGAUGAAUUUUACUUUCACAUGAUCAAUUCUAAAAUACAUGGUGGGAUUCAUAAAGAGAAACGAAAACUUAAAGAGUAUACACCAGAACAGAUACAUUUGAUGGAAACACAAGAUAUUAGAUAUAUUGCUUAUAAAAGAAAUCUAGAAGCAAAGAAAAUAGAUAGACUACAAAGUGAAUUGCACAUGAUAGAUGCUGCAAAUGAGACAAAGAACAAACAUAUCUUUUUUGUGGAUGGUUCAGAGGAAAUCAAAAACUUUGAUAUUGCUAAAAAACUGGAUACACAUCCAGCAUUAUUAUCUAGACGCACAAACAGACCAAAAUUAAGUAGAUUAAAAGAUAUGAAAUUACCAGAAAUAGAUGAGAAUAGUUUGAAAAGGAUUGAACGUAGUAAACACAAAGCUUAUCAGGAAUUACAAAAAAGGAUAAAUAGAGAAAGACAAUUAACUAUUAUACAACAAAAAUUGGAAAUAGAAAGAGCACUGAAAGAUAAAAAAGUUACCAAACCAAAAUUAGUAAAAAAAGGAUCAAAAGAUUCUGCUCCUAUUUACAAAUGGACAUAUGAGAGAAAACGAUAA
Messenger RNA from Apis cerana (Asiatic honeybee), 762 nucleotides. Its product is annotated as putative U3 small nucleolar RNA-associated protein 11. Gene Ontology annotation, biological process: rRNA processing. The record is from RefSeq and is a predicted model, not a curated record. Lineage: Eukaryota; Metazoa; Arthropoda; Insecta; Hymenoptera; Apidae. Gene Ontology annotation, cellular component: nucleolus; small-subunit processome.